UCCGCAGCAGUGAGAGCAGAAGGCGUUGCUGAAGCAGUCGCUGCGCUGGCCGGAGCCGGAGCAGGAGCUGAGCCGGAGCAGGAGCCCGAGCUGGAGCUGGAGGGAGUCUGUGUGUGUGUGUGCUUCGCUGGAGACGGAGCAGCAGCAUCUCUUCUGGAGGGUUUGGGAGCGUGUGAAGGCAAGAAUGGCUGGACCAGUUUGCAGAUCCACCACCAGUGUGCUGAUGGGCCUGUUUUCCUGCAGCCCCACCAACAUUUGUCCAUUUCCUCAUCUGGUCAUCUUUACAAGUUUGAUAGACUGAAACCUUGGAAACAUGACUUUCUUUGGCCUCUUGGCUUUGCUUGUUCUGCCAAGUGCAGCUCUUAGCACCAAUUUUCCCGAUGAAACCAUUGCAGAAUUGUCUGUGAAUGUGUAUAAUCAUCUACGAGCCACUGGGGAAGAUGAAAAUAUUCUCUUCUCUCCUUUGAGUAUUGCUAUUGCAAUGGGAAUGGUGGAACUGGGAGCCCAUGGAUCCACCCUGAAAGAAAUACGUCAUUCCAUGGGAUAUGAAGGCUUGAAAGAUGGGGAAGAAUUUUCCUUCUUGAGGAAUCUCUCUGACAUGAUAACCACUGAGGAGAACCAGUAUGUGAUGAAAAUGGCCAACUCCCUCUUUGUGCAAAAUGGAUUCCAUGUCAAUGAAAAGUUCUUGCAGAUGAUGAAAAAGUAUUUUCAAGCUGAAAUUGAUCAUGUAGAUUUCAGUCAAAAUGAAGCUGUAGCCAGUUAUAUCAACAAGUGGGUGGAGAAUCACACCAACAGUCUAGUGAAGGAUUUGGUUUUAGCAAGAGAUUUCAGUGCUUUGACUCACCUGGCCCUCAUCAAUGCCGUCUACUUCAAAGGAAGCUGGAAGUCACAAUUUAGGCCUGAAAACACAAGAACCUUCUCUUUCACAAAAGAUGAUGAAAGCGAGGCUCAGAUUCCAAUGAUGUACCAACAGGGAGAGUUUUAUUAUGGGGAAUUUAGCGAUGGCUCCAAUGAGGCAGGUGGCAUCUAUCAGGUUUUGGAAAUACCCUACGAAGGGGAUGAAAUCAGCAUGAUGCUUGUUCUGUCCCGACAAGAAGUCCCACUGGUCACCCUGGAGCCAUUAGUGAAGCCUCAGCUGCUUGAAGAAUGGGCCAACUCCGUGAAGAAGCAGAAAGUGGAAGUGUAUCUACCAAGGUUCACUGUAGAGCAGGAAAUUGACCUCAAAGAUGUCCUGAAGGGCCUGGGGAUUUCUGAAGUUUUCAGCAGAAAUGCAGAUUUCAGUGCACUGUCUGACAACAAGGAGAUUUUCCUGGCUCGAGCGGUCCACAAGUCCUUCAUCGAGGUUAAUGAGGAGGGCUCUGAAGCGGCUGCUGCCUCAGGAAUGAUCGCCAUUAGUCGCAUGGCCGUGCUCUAUCCCCAAGUUAUUGUCGACCAUCCAUUCUUUUUCCUUAUCAGGAAUAGGAGAACAGGUACCAUCUUGUUCAUGGGAAGAGUCAUGCAUCCAGAAGCAAUGAACACAAGUGGCCACGAUUUUGAGGAGCUGUAAAUAUUUAAUCUCACAUCAUUAAAGGAAAACUGUCACAAAGCACACCAUGUUUGCACCUGGUAUCUAUAAGGUCUGUGUUCUCCAAUGUAUACUCUGAACCCUUUCCAAGCCCGCACAGUCAUGUGAAUGGCCAGCUGGUCUUGUCAAAGAAUGCUUUCUGUAUUAUUGCCAUCAUGGUCCUCUUGCUGUCCUUGUGGUUACUGUGUUGGUAUUGAAAAUAAAACCAUCUAUUGUACACAUGAA
This is a messenger RNA of Vombatus ursinus (common wombat), 1789 nucleotides long. It is a transcript of the gene SERPINI1, whose product is annotated as serpin family I member 1. The coding region runs from base 314 to 1546 and encodes 410 amino acids. The record is from RefSeq and is a predicted model, not a curated record. Lineage: Eukaryota; Metazoa; Chordata; Mammalia; Diprotodontia; Vombatidae. The transcript is spliced from 10 exons. Gene Ontology annotation, molecular function: serine-type endopeptidase inhibitor activity. Gene Ontology annotation, biological process: negative regulation of endopeptidase activity.